Messenger RNA from Lytechinus variegatus (green sea urchin), 6135 nucleotides. Its product is annotated as zinc finger protein GLIS3-like. Bases 2074 to 5043 code for a protein of 989 amino acids. Gene Ontology annotation, molecular function: DNA-binding transcription factor activity, RNA polymerase II-specific; RNA polymerase II cis-regulatory region sequence-specific DNA binding. The record is from RefSeq and is a predicted model, not a curated record. NCBI's taxonomy places the organism in Eukaryota, Metazoa, Echinodermata, Echinoidea, Temnopleuroida, Toxopneustidae. Gene Ontology annotation, biological process: regulation of transcription by RNA polymerase II. The transcript is spliced from 9 exons. Gene Ontology annotation, cellular component: nucleus.
UAGUGAAUCAGAUGAAGAGGAGAGAAUUGUGAAAACCAUACAACUGAAAAUGGGUGUCCUUGAUUUGAACUCAUCACCAUCUUAAGUCUUCAUGUUUAACCCCCUGAACACCAUGUCUACACAGUCAUUACAUUCACCUGAAUACACAUAGAACCAAGCAUGUCAAGAAGGGUUCAACAAAGCUGGAUGUUUACCCCUUCUGUUAUGUCACCCCUUUCUAACUCCAUUGUGCUCUUUAGGAGCUGCACGUUUGGAGACAAUGGGGGCAGGCGAAGUCCCACUUAUUGAUUAAAUUGUAACCCCCUUCUUUUUUCGAUGCCAUCUUAAUCCUUUCUUCCAACUCCAUCACCGCUCACUACUACACCCUCCCCUUACCUUUCAGCUCAGCGCAUGGAAAUCAAUUGCGACCCAUUGUUCAUUGUUGAGCUUAGUCGGAUUGAAAUAUUUUUCUAAGUAAUUUCUUUGUUUGGUGUAAUUUAUAUGAGGGAUUGUAAGUGGUAAUGUCUUCACAAUGAACAAAUUUCUUUCAUUCUAAUGUUCUUAUAAACUGACAUAUAUUGUUUGAAUUAGAGAGUAAGAUUGACAUUAAAAUAAGGUGUUAAUGUUUAUAAGAUAGAUUGUGAUGAGAUUAAAGCCCCUCUUAAGUAAGUUUUGGUUACUCCCCCCCCAAAAAAAAAGAUUGCGUUGUCACAGUGCCAUAUUAGUAAUUAAUUAUAUGGAUUUGUUACCUCAACUGUUAUGGUGUUGGUGAUGAUGAAAUACCAACAUGUUUUAGAAGAUGAAUGUGGUUUGCGAUUGGGGAUCGUGACCAAAGUAAACAGGCUAAAAAGACAGAUAGAAAUUAUGAAAUCUUUCAAAUCAAAGAGGAAAUUGUUGUGUAAAUGCAUGUAUUUCUUUAUUUUGGUUUACUGGCAAAAGAACCUAUCAGUUUUAAAUACUACACUUCAUUGUAUAGGCUGCCAAACUGCAAAAGCUAUCUUCCUCUAAGCUUAUACGUUAUUCAAAUAAUGGAAUUGUAAUUGUAUUCAUGAUUCAGGAUUUUACUCUCGUGUGAAAACGAGCUGCAAGAACAGAGAUUAGCAUUCACCAAAUGUAACUGAACUGAAGGCCUAAGCCAGUAUUGACGGUAUACAUGGUGUCCUUGGGGAGGAGUAUGUAUUCAAGCAGUAAACACUUGAAGAUCCUUGGCAUAUUAAUGUUUAUUGGGCAUCAAUUUGUAAGUGUUCCAGGCUUAAUUGUUGAGCAGAAGGCUAGUAUGACAGGAGCUUUUUGAUCUUAGAAGAAAUAAUGGGUACCUGCUCGACCGAUUCUUUCCAAAGAAGAAAUCAACCAGUUGAGCACUUGAAAUGAAUAAAAAAGAGAGUGAGAGAGAUACAUUUCAGAACAAAAGGUGUCCUGAUGAUUGCAAAAGGUUUCUGUCCAAUGAAUCCCUUUCAGAGUACUGUAUCCCAGGUUUCCCCCUUGAGAGCAAAACAUACUCUGUACCCAGACGAAGCAAAUGUUCAUCAGUGCGGUCAUUUCUUAAGUUUGUAAAGAUAUUAGAAGUACAUGUGAGCCUAGUUUAUAGCUUUCCAAUACUGUCUGCUUCCUAGUAAUGCCAGCCUUCCAGAUUUCAAAGGUUCACCAGACAUGCUGGAACUGCGUUGAAUUGCCUCAAAGUCCAACUAGGCCAUCAGGUCUUGAAGAUGUUGGUGUUGAUGGCUGAUUCUUGAUGAUGUUUCUUAGGUGUCAAGGAAUCUUGGAACCAAUGCUUCUCUUCUGUUUGUCCAGUGGAUCUGUGGAUAUUGUCUCUGGAUCCCCUUGAAGAAUUUGGAAGAAGACCCCUCUGGUGUUUCCCUUGAAUCGUGUUUCCUUUGGUCAUCCAGAAGAAUUCAUGCUUCAAUCAAAUCUUGAUUUAUGAAUCAAUUGAAGAUCUAAGAAGCAAGAAUAAGAAAGCAUCUGGCGGUAUGGCUUCAUCCUUUAUUUGGGAUCUUGGUUGAAAGGGGAUGGAUUUCAUGGUGAACCGCAUCAACAUGAUAAUUUCACAAUUUGGGUGACAGGUUUUCACCACUACUGCACUCUAAUCAGUGAAUCAUGGAGUCUGUGCCUUCAGUGCAGAUCGAUAAUGGACGAUAUGGCGGUAUGGAAGUGGUCAUCACCAAUGCUAAUGAUGCCCAGUCGAUGCCCAGCCCAGCUGCACCAGGUACCACCAUCAGACAGAACCGCUUCCGCCAGCCAGGAAACCACCAGAACCAGCAGCAGGGCUUCAACAAUACAACUCAUCAUCGGCAGGGCACGUCUGAGAGGAGCAUGUCACCAACGGCGAGUGAUAUCUCCAGUAUCCGCUUUACACCUCGGAAUCCUGGGCAGGAAGGACACCAUCCCCCUACCAGCGCAUCCAGUGACAGACACCAUCUCCUUGACGUGAAGCAGGAAUGGGGCAGCAAUCGUCAAGGACAUAGUGGUGGGCCAGGAUCUCAGGCAGGAAGUGACGUUGCUGACCAGACUCUGAUGCCACCAGGUUCAGCCAUGUCUCAUUACGCCAGCAGCUUCAACUCCCUCUCCCCAUUCCCCAUCGAAAUCUCACCAUCAGGUUCUAGUUUUGCAAGUCCCCGACAUUCUGCGAGGUCGUACUCUGCCUGGGGUUCAAGGAAGCGGGCUCUGUCUCUGUCUCCCCUUUCUGCUGAAGGCAUAGAUCUGAACUCUUUAAUCCGUACUAGUCCGACAUCCCUGGUGGCUUAUAUCAACAGUUCAAGAGGGUCAUCUGCUUCAAUAUCACCGUUCCAGGUUUUUCCGGGAGGCGAUUAUGGUCACUUGUCUGCCCGCAAUAGCAGCAGUCCCAUGUCACAGGUAUCUUCACUUGGGAUCACCCAAGUGUCUGCAGCUGGAUCUGUGAAUGGAGACAAGAUGCCUCCUCCUUAUCAACAGCCAAAGCAGGUGCCACAGCAGUAUGCAGCCACAGACCCACAGAUCGUGACGCAGCAGAUGCAAGCCAUGGAAAGCACAAAUACCAUGACCAAUGGAACAGGGAUGAACAGUCAAUUGAUUGUGCAGCCACAGGAGGAAGCUCUGCAAGAAUUUGCGAACAACUUCCCCCAAUACCAGGUGUACAAACAGGAGCCUAUCGAGCAAGGCUUCAACCAAUCCUCAGGCUUUUCGCAAGGGCAGGAAUAUCCUCAAGGACAGUUCCAACCUAGUGCGGAACAACCUCACCAAGUGCCGCCCCAGCACCCGCACCCACCACAAGCCUUGCCUCAGCAUUCCCCUCACGCACCGCAGAGCCACCCCCAGCAAAGUCCAUCCUUCUCUCAAAACCAACCCUACUCCACUUCUCAGACAUACCAACAGAACCCCACCUUCACCCAGCCUUCCACCUACCCACCCAACAACUAUCCUCCCAUCCAGGGCAACUACAACCCUCCCAUCCCCGGUCAGUAUGCAUCUGCACCAGGACACCUCCCAUCCAUGACCACCCACCCACUCCCGGCCAACAUGCCCCCUCCUCCACCUUACCAUGCCCAGCACUAUGAGUCCAGCGCCAACCACUCGCCCCCCAUCAUCAACACCAACCCCCAUGGUUCCCCCAUCUCCACUUCCACCCCCAAACUCGGCUUGGAGGUGGAGGAGAAGAUAUGCAGGUGGAUCGACUGCAACGCAUUCUUUGAGGAGCAAGAAGAACUUGUCAGGCACAUAGAGAAGGUGCAUAUCGACCAGAGGAAAGGGGAAGAUUUCACUUGCUUCUGGCAGGGAUGCACAAGACGCUUCAAGCCUUUCAACGCUCGCUACAAGCUUCUCAUUCAUAUGCGUGUACAUUCAGGAGAAAAACCAAAUAAAUGCACAUUUGAAGGUUGUAAUAAAGCGUUCUCUCGUCUGGAAAACCUCAAGAUUCAUCUACGUUCUCAUACCGGCGAAAAACCCUACCUCUGUCAGCAUCCGGGAUGCUCCAAAGCCUUCAGCAAUUCCUCAGAUCGUGCCAAGCAUCAGAGAACUCAUUUAGAUACGAAACCUUACGCCUGUCAAAUUCCUGGGUGUACGAAGAGAUAUACCGACCCGAGUUCACUGAGAAAACACGUCAAAGCUCACGCUGCAAAGGAACAACAAGCAAGAAAAAAGCUUCGGACAAGGGAUGAGUACAUCCAUGGUGACAUCCUCGGGGAGUGUUUGACGAUUCAACCGCUUCAUCCUCUAAGCCACGGGGACAGUCCUCUGGAGCUCAGCGACAGUGGUUUAGGGAGAUCACCUCACUCAUCCAUGCAUGGCACUUCUUCAGAUAUGUACCCUGGUAUGUACUCCAGCGGUCAUUCCAGUAGAAGUGGUACUGCAACGGGGGCAUCAAACUAUAGCAAUCAUGCCUCACCUGUGCACAACAUGCAGGGAAGUCCGCACAACUUACCAACGACGCAGUCGUUAGAUACAGCACAAGAAAGGCGAUCGUUUCCUCCUCAGCCUCCGAUGCUUACGACGAGAAGAACGUUCCCCCCUGCCCUCUCCCCUCGGAGGAUACUUCAGGGAUUCAACAACAUUCCCCUUAAACCAAGACCCCCUGCAAUACAUUCCCCAGGUCACAGUUUAUCACCCAAGCAACCUCUCCCCUCCUCCUCUCCUCAUCUGCCUGGAAUUGGGGGACCGCUCUCGCCCUCAGCCACCUCACCCCGCCCAGUCUUCCGGCAGCCUUACCCCCCUACCCAGCGCCCCAACAGCCGCCCCUCCCCAGGCAUCACUCUCCAGACCCUCCAACCAAUCAACCAACGUCAGCUAAGCAUCAAUGCCUUAACAGCUACCAAUAACAACAACAACAAUAAUCACUUAGGCAAUAAGGGCCUGGUCAAGACCAGGGGGCUCACCAUGCUCGACAAUGCCUGCCUCUCUCCGUUUGAUAACCUAGAGAGGGCGUUGUCUGCACAUUCCAUCGCAGAGAAAGGACUUGGUACAGCAGGAGGGGACUUUCACAGCCCUCUGUUGACGGUAGGACCCUCUUCAGACGACAACAACCUCCUCCAAAUGAGUGCCAUCGAUCGAUGUCCCAGUCAGCUGUCGGCAGUCUACGCCGACGGUGCGUCGUGAUCCAGGAGGACGUGCACAAACAUUAAACAAAACAGUGCAUGGAUUUUUAAUAUCAUGUAUUCUAUCUUAUUGCUAAAAGAGCUGUUCCAAUGCUUUUUGAUAUGCAAUGAGAUGACCUAUAGCUGCAAGACCUGUCUGAGGGACUUGGUGGUUCAAGGAUAUGAUGUAUCAUGGGGUAGAGGCUCAUCGCCUUGCUUGUGUCGUAUGGAAGUUUGGUUUGCAAUAGACAAUCCCAUACGGGAUACAAUGGAGAAACUAGCAAGGAAGAUCAUGUUGAAUUCCAUGUUACUCUAUCCAGUUGCUAAAAGAGUUGUUCCAAUGCUUAUUGGUAGGCAAUUAGAUGACCUACAGCUGCAAGUCCUAUCUGAGGGACAUGGUGGUUCAAGGAUUGCCUGUCGCCUUCCUUCCAUUGUAUGGAAGUUCAGUACGUAAGCUGUAGACAAUCGUAUGUGGGAUGUAAUGGAGGACCUCCCAUGGAAGAUCAUGGAGUCAUAGCAUGUACAAGAGAUAUGCAACAUGAUGCUCAGGAGUCAAUAUUGUCCCUCAAAGACGUAUCCCAUGAAGCAAUGCAUAUCUGGUGAUGUCUAUGCUGUUCGAUCAUCGGCUAGAUAUGGUUGCUCUAAAGGCUGACAUAUUGGUAUGGUAAAGAAGCAGAACCGAUUAUCUUGGAAUGGCAGUAGCUAACAUCUUGCUGAGUUGUGAAGGAUAUAUAUAAAAUGGUGAUAUCCGGGUACUGAAGUUAAUUGUCACAUUGAUGUUUGCUGAUGACUAUAUCCAUGGGCGUAAAUACGUAUCAUACUAUUUAUGUGUGGGAAGAGGGGGGUGAUGCAAUACUUCAUCUCCCCCAAAAAUAGGUUCACUUUUUUUAUAAAAAGUUUAGAAUAAAGGAAGGAGUUUACUGAGAGGGAGAGAGGGUAGUCCAGUUCCCUUUCUACAAUCAAAGUGCCUUGUUAAUGUGGUGAGAUUAUGAAUAUAAAUCUGAUAUUCAGGGGUUGAAUUGAAAAGGAGCAAAACAUUCAUUAAAUUGAAUCUAUAGUUAUGUAGUAAACAUUUUUAAUGAAAUUAUCUUGUCCUUUCAAUUUGAAAGUUUUU